Aspergillus calidoustus is the source of this 3486-nucleotide messenger RNA. NCBI's taxonomy places the organism in Eukaryota, Fungi, Ascomycota, Eurotiomycetes, Eurotiales, Aspergillaceae. The record is from the annotation of a GenBank genome assembly.
AUGGGUGUCCAAGGACUAUGGACCAUCGUCCAGCCUUGCGCCCGACCCGUAAAGCUGGAAACGCUCAACAGGAAACGGCUGGCUGUCGAUGCCUCAAUCUGGAUCUACCAGUUUCUGAAAGCCGUCCGCGACAAAGAGGGGAACGCGCUGCGGAAUUCACACGUUGUUGGAUUUUUCCGCCGGAUAUGCAAACUUCUUUACUUUGGAAUCAAGCCUGUCUUUGUUUUUGAUGGCGGCGCGCCUAUUCUGAAGCGGCAGACUAUCGCGAAUCGAAAGAAGAGACGAGAAGGCCGCAGAGAAGAUGCGGUGCGGACCGCUGGAAAGCUACUUGCGGUGCAGUUACAGCGCACUGCCGAGCAAGAGGCUGCCAAGCGCAAGGCACGUCCGACCAGGCAGGAACCGGAGGAAGAAGUUCCCGAUAAUCCUGUAUAUGUGGAAGAGAACUUUAUGACUGAGAAGGAGAAGCAGCAGUCUCGCAAGUUUAAGAAGAAAGACGCCUAUCACUUGCCCGAUAUGCAGGUCUCUCUCCAUGAGAUGGGAGCCCCUAAUGACCCGCGCAUCAUGUCCCGAGAAGAGUUGGAACAGUAUGCCCUACAAUUUCACCAGGGCGAAGAUAUCAAUUUGUACGAUUUCUCCAAGAUUGAUUUCGAUAGCCCGUUCUUUCUUAGUCUCCCGGCUACCGAUCGCUACAACAUUCUAAAUGCUGCGCGACUCAGGAGUCGGUUGCGUAUGGGAUAUUCAAAGGAGCAACUGGAUACCAUGUUUCCAGAUCGCAUGGCUUUUUCUAAAUUCCAGAUUGAGCGCGUGAAGGAACGAAAUGAUCUCACUCAACGUCUCAUGAAUAUCAAUGGUAUGAACGGCGAUGAAGCCUUCUACAACUCUGGCCAAAGGAUUGCCGGAGAACGAGGGAAGGAGUAUGUUCUUGUUCAAGAUAAUGCUGUCGAGGGUGGUUGGGUAUUAGGUGUUGUGGGAAAUAAGGAGGGUCAGGAAGAGAAACCAAUUGACGUCGACCGAUACUUUCAGCACGAAAUACUACCAGACACUAAAGACAUCUCGGAUGACGAGGAUGGAUUUGAAGAUGUGCCUAUUGAAGGUCUCAACCGUCUCCCAAAGCUCCCUUUUCUUCGAGCGGGUGUGCUUGACGAUUCUCUCAGGCAACAUAGGCAAGGUCUCACCGAAGCUGAAGAGGCAGAAGCCGAUGCACUGUUUGUCCCAGACUAUGGUCAAACUGUUCAACGACAGGAUUAUUCUAGUAUUGAUGACGUUUUUGAAGGGCAGGCCGCAAGCGAGGACGAAGACCUUCAGAGAGCCAUCGAGAUGUCUCUGCAAUCUACAGAACACGUAGAUCACGAUCACGACAUGCUUGACAUUCCCGUCAACAAGAUCAUUCCGCCAUCCGCGCCAGCGAUUGAGCCUUUCAUCGAACCCAAUAUCGAGAGCGAUGAUGACGAACUAGACUUUACGGCCGCUUUAGCACAGUCCAAGAAGACUGAAAAGGAUCCCGCUAAAUCUUAUAUUUCAAAACCGUUGUCUAGUCAUCCUUUCGAAGGUCCGCUGCCUUUCGAAACUAUUAAACUUAGCAAGCCAUUCAAAGCUAAGCAGCCAUCACGUCAAGUUGACCAAGAUGAGGACGCUGGCGGGUUUGAAAAAGAACCUUCAAAAGCCACUAAGGAAAGCGUUCCUUUACCACCGUGGUUCUCUGGUGGAGAGCAGGCCCCCGAACUCAUCCCUGAUCGGGAUCCGGCCGAAUCUUUGGAAAGCUACCGGGACAGGGCUGUGACGCCGGAUCAUUUGUUCUUGAAGAACCACCGCUCUCCUAGUGUCAUCGAUGUCGACAAGUUUCCGGACGACAAGGUCAUUGACCUCGAUCCAGAGCCUUCGAGAAAGGCUGAGGCUGAACCCGUUCAACCGCAGACAACGGUAGACGGCGAGCUAAAGGAUGAGCCAACCCCAGAACUUAUUGAUACAACGGACAACGAAGUGUUACAAGGGCCAGCAGCCCUAGAUGCUCUGAUAGACGGCCAUCUUAAGGAUGAGGCUAUCUCGAAAAUGGCCGACCCAAAAGAUAACGAAGUACCACAAGCGCCAGAAGUCUCAGAGGUUCUAGAAGCCUCAGCAGCUUCAGAAUUACUAGGAAGUGAUGCCGAUUCCGUCCAGGAUGCCUAUGAAUGGGAGCCAACCGAUGACGAGAAGGCCGAAAAGUCGCCAUCGCCAGAGUUUGAAGAUGUCCCAAUGCAGUCGGAGGAUAUUGAUUCAGGUCCUGUAGUCCACGACGCAGAGAUAACCGAGCCGAUUGAUUUCGUCGACGAAGACGCUUUCUCCGACCCAGAAGAUGAAGAGCUGCUAAGGCAGCUCGCAGCUGAAGGUGAAGAGCAUGUCCGAUUCGCUGCAACGUUGAACCCGACAACACAAGGAGAGAGCACCUUCGACUACGAGCAAGAGCUCAAGCAGCUUCGCUUGCAGCAAAAGAAAGAUCGCAGAGAUGCGGACGAGGUGACACAAGUUAUGAUUACGGAAUGCCAGCAGCUCUUGACGCUUUUCGGCUUACCAUACAUCACCGCCCCCAUGGAGGCUGAGGCGCAGUGCGCGGAGCUAGUCUCCUUAGGACUUGUGGACGGCAUCAUUACGGAUGAUAGUGAUAUCUUCCUUUUUGGAGGAACCCGUGUUUACAAGAACAUGUUCAACCAGAGCAAAUAUGUGGAGUGCUAUCUUACAUCGGACUUGGAGAAGGAGUACGCUCUUCACAGAAGGAAGCUGAUUAGCUUUGCACAUUUACUCGGGAGCGAUUAUACAGAAGGCAUUCCUGGAAUCGGACCGGUGACCGCGCUAGAAAUUCUAACUGAAUUUUCGGCACUGGAAGAAUUCCGUGAUUGGUGGACUCGAGUUCAGACAGGAGCGGAUAUGUCUAAUAACGAACACGCCAGCUUCUACAAGAAAUUCAGAAAGCAAGCUACGAAGAUCUUUCUGCCGCCAACCUUUCCAGACACUCGAGUUGAUGAAGCCUACCUCAACCCCGAAGCAGACUCCGAUCCCUCGCCGUUUCAGUGGGGUAUACCUGAUCUACAUGGGCUUCGGGGUUUCCUGAUGGCGACUAUUGGUUGGAGCCAGGAACGAACGGACGAAGUGCUUGUGCCUGUCAUUCGUGACAUGAAUUCGAGGGAACAGGUGGGAACUCAGAGCAAUAUCACGAGCUUCUUCAGCGGCCCGCAAGGAGCAGGAGCAUUUGCCCCACGGGUACGGUCUGGUGGGCAGAGCAGGAUGGGGAAAGCUUUUAGUCGACUUCGUCGUGAAGCUGGUGCCGAGAUGGCCUCUAAAGAAACUCCGGUGGACGAGGAGCUGAACCCUCAACGACCUCGUCGAAAGGGAAAGGGGAGCAAACGUGGAGCACCUGAACCAGAAACUGCUAUUGAGAAUGGGGAUGGUGCUCAGAAUGGUGAUGAUACCACGACCAAGAGGAAGAGAGGGCGGAAAGCAGCGAGGACCUAG